Messenger RNA from Magallana angulata, 3559 nucleotides. RefSeq lists its product as uncharacterized. The record is from RefSeq and is a predicted model, not a curated record. The coding region runs from base 652 to 1446 and encodes 264 amino acids. The transcript is spliced from 6 exons. NCBI's taxonomy places the organism in Eukaryota, Metazoa, Mollusca, Bivalvia, Ostreida, Ostreidae.
UCAUCAACUUCAUCAACUUUAUUCUCAUGAGCCUCAACUCUCAGUUUUACCUCAAAUUUUGUUUGUGACAGUGAAGUCUGAUAAUUGCAGAAUUAGGACAGCAUUUCAUCAUUCCUAAUAAGUUUUUAAGGUAUUCCUUAUAUUGAAUGUUAGAGAAUCUGUAUAUUGAGGUAUUGGGCCUUAUUAGGUCCUAUAUAUAAUCAAAGUUAUCAAAGCCCCCAGUAUAAUUUUUUUAAGGUCCUCCAUGUGGAGCUGUUUUGCGCCUCCAUGUUGGUACUUGUUGAUAUGGCUCCUUUUAUAUCUGUGUAUUUGCCUGAUUGAUUGAUCUGCCGAUCUUGUUGAUGCCUUUUAAUACAAUGGCCACAAGGAAAGGCCCUGGCAGCUUUCAGUGCUUCAUUGAUUAAUAGAACCGCUGCUUAACUAGGGGAUGUUGAGGUAUUGAUCCAUCUUACCGUUGAUCUCUUUACUGUAUGAGAAAAAACAAAACAAAAGCAAGCUCCAGCAGGGUUCUGUUUCAGUGCAGACAGUUAAAUGAUUCUGGAGAGUUUUUGGAUUUGAAUUACUGGAUAAUUUCUCACUCCUACCAGACACAUGAUGUGAAGUGUACUGUCCAUUAGGAGACUAUAGGACGGGGAAUUCCCAGGGAACAGGAUGGAGCCCCGCCCAGCUGCACUCUACCCCCUGAUUCUCCUGAUAUCCUCCACCCUAGCGGCCGACAUUGGAGCUAUAGACAUGUACAUGGACUCCUAUGGAACCUGCCAGCAGUCUUCCUUCUUUGAGGUCCAUGAUGAGGGGUACCUGGUCCAUGCUAAGGGCAGCGGCCAGGCUUACCAGACCAUGCGGUGCUCCCUAAGGUUCAGAGCCGCAAGGGACCAGCAACUGUGUGUCAAAUUCAACAACUUCGUCAUCGAUGACUGCAGUGUUAACUUCAAGGUGUUCCAAGAAAGCCAGCCAAUAGAUUUUGCUAGGCAGCCAAAAGAUGAGUGUCUAUUUAGACACUACAGUUGCCAAGACUCGCCUCAGAUCGUGUGUAGCACGGACCGUUAUCUUACACUCCAACUGUACAAGGAGCGGAUCGACGCUCAGGGCUACAGUCUCCUGCUGCAGGUGGUCCCUAAAACCAUGAAGAGUGCCUUUUCAGAUGAGAUCAUAAUGUCGUUGUGGAUGAUUGUGGGCGUGAUUCUGGGUGUGGUGAUUGUCAUCGUGGUGUUAGCGGUGGUCAUCGUCCUCUGCUGCAGGAAGGACAGGCACCACGGGAGGGUGUUCAAAAAGAAGAACAGCAAGCCUCGCUCUGGUGCUCAGGGGAGACUACUGGAGACUGGGCCAGAGCCUUCGGCUCCUCCCCUGGACUCUGAUGUGGAGAUGCAUCACCACAUACUGAAUAGCUACGGACAGUUUCCAAACGAGCCCCCUCCACCCUACCAACCCAAACCUGAGCCCGUCUAGCAAAGGCCAAAGGAAUAACAGAUUCCAUGACAGGGAGAUAACUCAUGCCAGGACAAGAUAAACUCAUCUACUCAAAACAGGGAUGCAGCAGUUUUAUUUUUAUAAUGGCCUCAAAACAAUAACUUUUUGUGAAAAAAAUAUGUUCACCGAGGAAGCCAUGUUUUGUCACCUUUACCAAAAGUUAUUAUUUUUUUCUUAAUAUGAAUCAUGUUAUUUGCUUUAUAUGAUGAACAACAUCUUUUAUAUUUGAUUUUUAGAGUUCCGCGAUUGAACAUGUCAGUUUAUUUCAUAUAUGGAUGUGCCAUGAAGAUAAUGCAAUGAAUAUUCAGAUUUACUUAGUUUUAUACGAUUAUUUUUUCUGAGAAAAUUUUUGAGUGAUUUAAUUUAGACAAUGGACUCAUUUGUUAUCAUCUCAUUUUAAUGCCAUUCCUAUAUUGAUGCUACAGAUGCAGUAAAUAUGAAUUUACAGUGGAAUUUGUAUGUUUGUUUAAAGAUAGUGUGGCUAAAAUUCAGAUACAUACCAUUAUUGUUAUAAUAAGGAAUAGAUAAUACAUACAUAAUAGUAGAGAUUCGGUUCAUGUUCUGAUUUCAUGUUUCUCCAAAGGUGAUUUUUUUAUAUGUAAUGUUCAUAAGAAAAAAUGUGCAAUGGGCACCUUUUGAUGAAAUAUGUGGGUAUUCAAUGAUGAGAAAAGUUGUGUAUUUAACUGAUAAUUCACUGGAACAGAAGAAAAUUUACCAGGAAGAUUGAUAUAACCCAUAAAUGCCACCAAACAAAGAAACUAUUUUAGUAUGUCUGUAUAUCGUGUUUUAACUUACCCUGGUUUCAUAGAAACAAAGGAAUAAAAAUGAUUUAUUUUUGUUGUAAGAUGCAAGUUUGAGAUGUCAUCAUUGAAUUGUCAGAACUGCAAAAAGUUUGGAUUGAUUUUCACUAAAGCAAAGUUGUGUGUAUAACAUUGAUUGGCGUCAGAUAUUGAGAGGAAGCAGAGACAAUGUCAGAUGAUGCCCGAUGAAUUGUGUGUAUUUAUUUAUUUGAUAUAGCUGUUGUAUUCUCAUAGGUUUAAAGCAUGUUGUUAUUGGCAGAUUUUUAUUUUACGUUACUUUUUGAAGCAGUUUUGUGAUGUAGAACUAAUCAAAACAAAUUAAUUGUUGCUUAUUUAUAGUAUUUAUUUGUAAUUACCAGAUGCAAGUACCUGUAGUGCAGUUUAUUUACUUCGCAGAUUUUUGUAUGAGUAGUUAACUGAAACUGCAAAAACAUGUAGGUUAUGUAUGGAAUGCUUAAAAUGUUUUUAACAUGAUUUAUUCAGCUGUAUUAAAUCUUAAGACAACUUGUAGGCAUUGAGGCUUUUGAUUAAGUAUUUAUGAACAUAUAACUACUAGUACUAAUAUUAAUUUGUGACUUUAAGGGCUGUUUUAGCCAAGUUUUUUUGUUCUGUACAUUGACUUAUCACAGUUUACACUAGAUUGUAAACCAACUUUUAUUUGUGAUGACUUUAUUUUUGGUUUACCCAUUGAUAAAAUUAUUAUGGGGAACUAUUUUGCAUGACCAAGCCUAUGUUGGUAGUUUUAGACAAUUGUAAGAGACAUUUAAUAUCUUGUUCAGGGCAACCAAUAUCAGCAACAAUGAGACUUUCAAAAUUCUUGCAAAAUUUCUCACACACAAAUUUAAUGAAUAAAAGUUGGCUUUUGUACAAUAUCAGUAUUUCACAAUCAUUGGCAGAACACUGCAUUAAUGAAUACUUCAACUGUCUCAUUUAAUAUGUUUUUGUGUAAAUCAGAGGUCCACAAAAUUGGCAUAUCAUUCUUUUACAAAAUGCAUAUUUUUAUUUAUGCUGAUCCAAUAUUUGUCAUUGUAAUCUGAUUUAUAUUGUAUAGAGCUAUAUAUACACAUGAUGCAAUGGGCCAUAUGACUAACAUUGAUGUUCAUGUAUACCUGUUACAAGAACUAUAAUUUGUUCAGCCUGACUGCAGGCUAGUCUUAGAUUAUGAAGCUAUUAGGUUGGAAAUAUGAUACAUGCCUAAAUGUGAUCACAUGUUGAUAACUUUUGAGUUUAUAUAAGGAUUAUCUGUGCUUCAAAGUGCUCUUAAUGUUUACAUAAAACAGUGAGCCAUGUUU